This is a messenger RNA of Chenopodium quinoa (quinoa), 840 nucleotides long. RefSeq names its product protein PHLOEM PROTEIN 2-LIKE A1-like. The coding region runs from base 121 to 657 and encodes 178 amino acids. The record is from RefSeq and is a predicted model, not a curated record. The transcript is spliced from 3 exons. NCBI's taxonomy places the organism in Eukaryota, Viridiplantae, Streptophyta, Magnoliopsida, Caryophyllales, Amaranthaceae.
AAAGUCUUAAUCGUGUUGAUUAGUUGCUGUUUUUCGAACAGUGACUACUCCUGCAACUUGCUAUAUAUGUAGUUUAAAGACUGGCACGGUCUUAUGAGUCAAAAACUUAAAUUAUAAGUGAUGAGGAAGAAAUUAUUGAAGACAAAGGAACUGUUCCUCGAGCACAAGAGAAAGAAAAAAUGGGUAGAUAACAAGGAUGGAAGCUGUGGUUUCAUGUUAUACGCACGAUCCCUAUUUAUAACUUGGGGUCAAUCUUGGUAUUGGUCUUGGAAUAGCUUCAAAGAUACCGAUGAUGAAAAUAUUGAAGUUGCGAAGCUGAUCAGUGUGUGCUGGCUAGAUGUGCGAGGUAAACUGGCUAUGAAGGAGCUCUCACCAGGAGUAACUUAUGAGGUUGUGUACGUAGUUAAGCUGACAAAAUCAGCAUCUGGGUGGGAGCUUCCACUUAUGCUGAGAUUACAUGCACCAGGUGAUGAAAUUAAGGUAAGGCAAGAAAGCUUGCUGAUGAAACCAAAAGGAGAAUGGUUUGAGCUGAAUUUGGGCAGUUUUCAAGCAAAAGCCGAUAUAAGUGAUGAGGUGUGUUUCGAUAUCUUUGAACGUGGCGGUCACUGGAAGACCGGGCUCAUCAUCAAAGCCGCCAUCAUUCGACCCAAACACUAGCUUGUUUGCUUAUUUGUGUGUUGUUCAGUUGUUUAGACAGUGAUCAAAUUGGAAUUUUGUGAGUUAAGAUUUGCAAAAUAUGUAAUGGGUGUAUUGAUUUAUUUCUGUGUAUAAAAUCUUUAAAUUAUUUCAGAACAUUCCUACUUCAUAAUUUAGAAUAUGACAAUGUGAUGGCUUAGUUUA